Molecule: messenger RNA, 1884 nt
Organism: Paramecium octaurelia
Lineage: Eukaryota; Ciliophora; Oligohymenophorea; Peniculida; Parameciidae
Source: the annotation of a GenBank genome assembly
AUGUAUGGCGACGACGAUCCACAGAGUGUGACCAAAAUAAAAUCGCAUUUGGUGAUAGAUAUGCAGAACCAUAAUGAUAUCAUCAAGGAGAAAUUGAGUGACCAGCCUAGAAAGGUGCUGAUUUUGAAUACAGGUGGAACCAUAUCAAUGUUUCCAUCUUAAACAGGAUAUGUCACAAAAACGGGUGCUUUGAAAAACUUUCUUCAAAACAACCCAUUCUCAUGUGACAUGGAUUUUACCUACUUCAAGGCUACUGACGAUUUCCUAAUUACUCCUUUAACCGCCUUUAACCGAAGGAUAUGGUUCAAAGUGGAGGAAUUGGAAAAGUUGCUUGAUUCUUCCAACAUGAAUUCAGAUGAUUGGGUAACCAUAGCAGAAAGGAUCGAGAAAGCCUAUAAACAAUAUGAUAGCUUCAUCAUUUUGCAUGGAACAGACACCAUGGCAUACACGGCCAGUGCUUUGUCCUUCAUGUUCCAAAACCUUUCCAAGACUGUUAUAUUGACAGGCAGUCAAGUUCCUUUAUCACAACCAAGAAACGAUGGCUUUACUAAUUUUCUGAAUGCCCUUACUAUCGCUGGCCAUUUCACAAUUCCAGAAGUACUAAUAUGUUUUUAGGACAAAUUGUUGAGAGGUAAUAGAGCUUAGAAAGUGAAUUCUUCCUCUUUGGAUUCGUUUGAUUCCCCCAAAUUCACUCCUUUAGGAUAUUUCGGAGUGAACAUUAGCAUUAAAUGGGAUAUCAUCCUGAAGAAUCCAAAUGAAGAAAAUCUAAUAGUGAACAAGAAAUUCUGUACGAAUAUCAGUUUGAUACGUCUGAAUCCCUUGCUGAAUCAUAUCACUCUAAAUGAGAUAUUCAAGAACGAAAAGUUGAGAGGAGUCGUGAUAGAAACAUACGGAGCAGGCAACAUGUAAACAGAGGAAAAGUUUUGUAAUGAAAUCGCUCAGGCAGCCAAAAGAGGAGUAGUCAUAGUCAACAUCUCUCAAUGUCACACAUCCUAGGUCGAAAUGCUCUAUGAGACAGGCAUCAUAUUUGAGAACAUGGGAGUGUAUCACAUAUUUAUAUCAAUUCAACUUUAGUAUAAGCGGAGGAGAUAUGACAUCCUAAGCAGCCUUCACCAAACUGGGGUAUUUAUUGGGCAAGACUGACGACGUCGAUAAGAUAGAGGAUGAAUUUUAAAGGGAUAUUAGAGGAGAAUUGACAGAGUCUGGCGGUGCAGCUGAGACUGAACCCUUCUUGAUGGCCUUGUCGUCAGCCAUCAAAUAGCAGCACUCCAAAAUAGAUUUGAAUAAAGAUCUUGUGUUUCCAAAUAUCUUGUGUCAGAUUUGUGUUCAGAAAAGGAAAUUAUCUUCGAUGAAACUAUCAAAGAUUGUAAGGUCUAUAUUAAAUGAUAGGAAAUCAAUUAUAAGGCUCAAGACUAUGACAAGAGAAGCAUAUUACAUGUGGCUGCAAGGGAAGGGUCGCUGGAGAUUGCUGAACUCAUUUUGAGGAAAUGCCCACAAAUCGUCAACAAUGUUGAUAGGUGGAAACAUAGUCCCAUGUAUGAAGCUGUAAUGGCUAAGAAUACUCAGAUGAUCUAAUUGCUCUUGAGAUUCCAAGGCAAAUUGAUUGCUCCAAUCAAAGAGUUAACCCAACUCUUGAUGUAGGAUGUUGCGAAUGGCAAAGAGGAGAUGCUCAAUCUCUUCUAUGAAGCUGGUGAAAGAGAUUUCACCCAAUACAGAACGGAGGACAACAGAACUGUUGCUCAUUUGGCUGUGUCGGUUGGCAACGAUGUCGCUUUGCAAUUCCUCUCUAACCCGGGAGUGAUUUUUGAUUGGUAGGUCCAAGACAAGUUUGGCAGAAUACCGAAAGACGAGAAACUUUUAUAGAAAAGACUAUUAAAAAGGUGA